This is a messenger RNA of Galeopterus variegatus (Sunda flying lemur), 2521 nucleotides long. It is a transcript of the gene FLYWCH2, whose product is annotated as FLYWCH family member 2. The transcript is spliced from 3 exons. Bases 197 to 673 code for a protein of 158 amino acids. NCBI's taxonomy places the organism in Eukaryota, Metazoa, Chordata, Mammalia, Dermoptera, Cynocephalidae. The record is from RefSeq and is a predicted model, not a curated record.
GAGCACAGGCUGGGUCCCCGGCACCGAGGCUGAGGGACCCGCUGCAGCUCUGUCGCCGGAGAGGGAGGGCCCCGCUGCCGUCGGACAGAGCCCCUGGACUCCCAGGUUCCUUGCCAGGGAGGAGCAGGAGAAAAAAUCCAUCUGCCAGGGCUGAGCGUGGCCUGGUGUUAUCAGCACCACAGACAUCACUCCUGGAAUGCCCCUUCCUGAGCCCAGUGAGCAGGAGGGCAAGAGCAUGAAGGCUGGCCAGGAGCCGUCCCCUGAGCCGGGCACAGAUGUCAUCCCAGCAGCCCCCAGGAAGCCCAGGAAGUUCUCCAAACUGGUCCUGCUGACAGCCUCCAAAGACAGUGCCAAAGUGGCUGGGGCCAAGCGCAAAGGAGUGCACUGCAUCAUGUCCCUGGGGGUGCCCGGCCCCGCCACUCUUGCCAAGGCCCUCCUCAAGACCCAUCCUGAGGCUCAGCGGGCAAUCGAGGCGGCCCCCCAAGAGCCUGAGCAGAAACGCAGCAGGCUGGACCCAGGCGAGGCUCCUGGGGCUGGCGCUGGCCCCUCCCCAGGACAACCGGAUGCAGAAGCAGACGGAAAAGAAGCCAGUGGAUUAGCUGAGGGGCCUCCCGGAGUGGGCAGGGAGGAGUGUGCUGCCACCUGCCCCUGUGUGCCCAGCAUGUCCCCUUAACCUUGAUCGCCGCACGGUGUGGUGUCCUGGUGGGUCUGCGAACUGUGAGCAGGUUCUACUCCUUCCCACACUUCUGGGGCCUAGUCGUCCAUGGAUUUACACUUUCAACAUUGUGUACUUUUUUUAGAUCAAGCAUAAAUACUUUUGCAAGCAGGAAAAAAAUCAAAAGCGUCCUUACACUAGACACCAUCAUGGACAGGUUUUAGACAUUCUGGCAUUCUGGUCCUUUGAGGCCCAGCUCCACCCCACCAGCCUGGGGCCCCCCACCCCACCAGGCCUCACCUGGACCUUCCCCAGAGCUGCCUGGACACUAGGCAGGAUCCCGGAGGUUUCACCUUCCCACUGUCCUUGGCCUGAAAGGGGACAAUAGGACCUCCCCCUGGGCCCCUGCAAAGCCAGAUUCCUGAAGCUACCUGACCCUUCCCUCCAGGGGCCUGUUCCCAGGAGGCCUCAGGCCCCCUCUUGUGGGGCCCUCCCAGGAUGCCCUUCGGUCACUGCCUUCCCUGGCCAAGUCUCACCUCCUUCAGGAAGCUUCCCAGACUGAUGGCUCCCAGGCACCAAGCCCAUCCUCCAAAAUCCGGGCAGGCGCCCUGCUGAGAAUGGUGGGGGCCUCAGGAUUGUGCUCAGGAAGGGCUGGGCUUGCAGUUCGUUGGUGGGUACAGGGAGGCUCCUGACGAGUGCAUGGCAGCCCACCAUGUUCUUUCCAGAGGGUUUGGGGGCUGAGGGAGAUUCCUGGGAACCUGAGCCCUUCCCUAAGCCCGCUGGCACUGCCCCUGCUGGAGGAGGAGGUGAAGGGAACACACAGCACUCUCCCUGAACUCCCAAGUCCCGGGGGGCUUCCAGAGGCCCCCAAGGGCAAGGCUACAGCCUCUAGCUGCUUCCCCGCUGGGUCCUCAUUCUUUGAGAACCGCCUCUGGGCACAAGGAAACACUAUUUUUUUAAUGUAGGGUUUAGAGACUGUUUUCAAACAUUUUUUUCAAAUUUAAUCAGCAUCUGUCGCCUCCCUCUUAGGAAAAAUUAAUCAUCACGUGGCACAUUUUCCUCCCUCAGGUCUCCAUUUUGUGAUAUUAUUUUUACAGGGUUGCUGUUUAUAACUGCUAUGGGUCACAUGUGUCCCCCAAAAGUUCAUGUAUUGGAAACUUAAAUAUAACAGUGUUAAGAGGACAGGAAAUCCUAUUAUGGUCUGGCGGGGUUUGAGGCCAGGUUGAUCCCCCUGGUGAAUGACUUAAGUCCUCUGCUCUAGGGGAGGGUUGACCAGACGACCCGUGACUCCCAUCCAGACUUGGGAACUCAUUGUCUCAAAAAUGCUGGUGCAGUGUGUGUGUCCCAGGACUGAGCCCCGAGUGACAGGGACAAGGCGAAGUUGGAGAGGGGCUGUGGGCUGAGGAACAGAUCCAGUGGUUCCAGUUGCAGUUUGCCUGUGCAGGGGGCAGGAGCCCAGGAUGGGCUGGCCUUGGCUUGCUUUUCUGUUGCUUUGAGUCAGAUGCUCUGGUGGGAAUUUAUAAGAUCAGAUCUAAAGUAAAAAUAAGGGCUGGCCCGUGGCUCAGGAGAGUGUAGUGCUGAUAACACCAAGUCAAGGGUUAAGAUCCCCUUACCGGUUAUCUUUUAUUAAAAAAAAAAAAAAGUAAAAAUAAAUUCCUGCAAGCUCACCCCAUGUUCCCCCAAUUACACUCCCACCCAGUAAAAAAUGAGAAUGUACCAGACGGUUUUCUAUGAAUGCUCUUUCAUGCUGUUUUUUAGAAAAUGAGAUAAUACUCUUAAACUGUAUCUUUCUCUAAGUAUGUAAAAGAACUAUCUCUGUGAUCAUACAUAAAGCGGAAUGUAAUUAAAAACUUCUGUAUAAUCACA